CCACCCCGCGCCGCCUUCUUCUGCGCCUCCCCAUCUCUCUCUCUCGCUCGAUCGCUCGCUCGCGCCGCCGCCGAGAAGGAAGAGGAAGGAGGCGGCGAUGGGUCACUCCAACGUGUGGAACUCGCACCCCAAGAACUACGGGUCCGGCUCCCGCGUCUGCCGGGUCUGUGCGAACCCCCAUGGACUGAUCAGGAAGUACGGGCUCAUGUGCUGCAGGCAGUGCUUCCGUAGCAACGCCAAGGACAUUGGCUUCAUCAAGUACCGCUGAAGACAUGGCCUUGCUGCUGUCGUGGGGAACUUCACAUGCAUCAAAGAAGAAAUGGAUCCUUCAAUAGAAGGCUUAAUUUAUGUGCUUUAGCUUUUUGUUCAGACUUCAGGCUGAUGUGCUAGUAAAUUCUGCUUGUUAAAGUUUUGAUGGAAACCAUGUGGCUGUUACACUAGCUAUAAUCAAAUAUUGAAGUAUUUUGUCACAUUUGA
Messenger RNA from Phragmites australis (common reed), 477 nucleotides. Its product is annotated as small ribosomal subunit protein uS14. The record is from RefSeq and is a predicted model, not a curated record. Lineage: Eukaryota; Viridiplantae; Streptophyta; Magnoliopsida; Poales; Poaceae. Bases 98 to 268 code for a protein of 56 amino acids. Gene Ontology annotation, molecular function: zinc ion binding; structural constituent of ribosome. Gene Ontology annotation, cellular component: cytosolic small ribosomal subunit; ribosome. The transcript is spliced from 3 exons. Gene Ontology annotation, biological process: translation.